Staurois parvus is the source of this 294-nucleotide messenger RNA. The record is from the annotation of a GenBank genome assembly. NCBI's taxonomy places the organism in Eukaryota, Metazoa, Chordata, Amphibia, Anura, Ranidae.
UGUAAAGUGUUACUAAACCCACAACAGUACAAUCAGUCUGUAUUAAACCCCCGGACCCUGCAUUCACUAUAUCUGGUCUCCCCGAUCCUGCAUUCACCAUAUCUGGUCUCCCAGGACCCAGCAUUCACUAUAUCUGGUCUCCCAGUACCAAGCAUUCACUAUAUCUGGUCUCCCAGGACCCUGCAUUCACUAUAUCUGGUCUCCCUGGACCCAGCAUUCACAAUAUCUGGUCUCCCCGGACCCUGCAUUCACUAUAUCUGGUCUCCCCGGACCCUGCAUUCACUAUAUCUGGUC